GCUCCGGAUUCGGCGCCGUAUCCGCGCGCUGGAAGCGCGGGGAGGCGGGGCGCUCGGAGGCUCCCUCGGCCCCUCCCCCUUCUGACAACUCCGGAAAGAUGGCGGUGCUGGGGAGCGUCGGGCUGCGCCUCUGGGGCCCUGCGCCCGCCCUGAGUCGGAGCCUCCGGGCCUUCUCCACCACCCCCGGGGCAGCCGCCGCGGUGAGCGCGGAGCAGCUGGCGGAGAAGCUGAGGGCCCAAAAGCGUGAGGACCAGAAACAGGAGGAGCCUAAAAACCCAGUAUCGAGGCGGGUCCGAGAACUGUCCGAGCUCAGCAAGCAGCUGCAGCGGGUUCACCCCAACGUGCUGGCCAAGGCACUGAAGCACAAGAUCCUAUACCAGAAUGAAGAGCUUGUGGUGAUUGACAAACCCUAUGGCCUCCCUGUGCAUGGUGGCCCUGGGAUCCAGAAUUGCAUCACCGAUGUGCUGCCAAUUUUGGCCAAGAUGCUGGAUGGCAUGAAAGCUGAACCCCUGCACCUGUGUCACCGGCUGGACAAGGAGACGACGGGCGUGAUGGUGCUAGCACGGGACAAGGACACAGCGCAUCGGAUUCAGUGCCUCUUCAAAACGCGACAGGUGGAGAAGAAAUACUGGACGAUCAGCGUGGGGCUCCCAGUCCCCUCGGAGGGGCUGGUGGAUAUUCCCAUUGUGGAGAAGGAAGUGCAGAGCCACCAGUCGCACUAUAAGAUGACGCUGGCACCGAACUACCGCAUAUCUCCCGAGAAUGGGAAGAUGGUGAAAGUGCGCCGGAACCGAGAUGCCCACAGUGCUGUGACCCGGUACCGCGUUCUGGCUAGCUCUCCCUCUUGUUCCCUCCUGGAGCUCCAGCCAAUCACAGGAGUGAAGCACCAGCUCCGAGUCCACCUGGCCUAUGGAUUGGGGUGUCCAAUCCUCGGAGACCACAAAUACGCACAUUGGAGCAAAUUGGCACCCCAGAAGCUUCCUGAGAACACUCUGAUGAGACUGGGGUUGGAACAGGCCAAAGUGCGUCACCUCCCCCUCCACCUGCAUGCCCACCAGCUCACCCUGCCCACAGGGACCAGCGGGGACAAACAGCUGCGCCUGGUCUGCAGGCCGCCCCGUUUCUUCAGAAACACUUUAAAGCGGCUGAAGCUGGAGAUCCCAGAGUCGCUAGAGAAGUGAGAGGAGAGCGGAGCUGCCUGUCUCCGCAGCCACCAUUGCUCCGAUGACGUCUGACUCUGGUCCUAGCCGCUGUGCGGUGCUGUCUACCUCAUGGGAGAGUGGGAUGAUGAGUUCAGGGGUCUCAGCCACUCCAGGAAAACCCCAGCCAUUGGGGGACGCAGUCUGUGCAUUGACCUGCUUGACUGAUCUUGGGCCGUUCAGCUGCUUGAGGGAGGUUCUGACUCAGAUCCAAGGUCUGGUUCUGUGCAGAACCAGGACUGGAUUCAGGGAAGAGCCAGCAGGUUCAUCCCGUUAAGGUUUGGCAGAGGCAGAGCAGGGCCUUGCCUGGAAUCCAAACCCAAACUGUGAACGUCUCUAAACAAUAAAUGAUCUGAUCUCCUUCUAUGUGGUAA
Molecule: messenger RNA, 1573 nt
Organism: Mauremys reevesii (Reeves's turtle)
Lineage: Eukaryota; Metazoa; Chordata; Testudines; Geoemydidae
Gene: RPUSD4
Product: RNA pseudouridine synthase D4
Exons: 7
Coding region: 99-1181 (360 amino acids)
Biological process (GO): pseudouridine synthesis
Molecular function (GO): RNA binding; pseudouridine synthase activity
Source: RefSeq, a predicted model, not a curated record